CUCGGCCACUUCUCAGAAUGGUGCUAUGUCUCGCAAGUUGCGCAGUCAGUUGACUACAAUUAUUUAUUUUUUUACACCAUUUCAGCAGCGCAAAAGAUUUGAGGCUGAUCCAAAAUCAAAAAGCCUCGUCUUGGUGACUGGAGGAGAGGGGUGUGGCUCAUUCAUAGCAGAGGCGUAUCAUCACCAAAGUUCAUUCUGUCUGCCAGUCUGAUCCGUCAGGACACAGGCAGGAUUAUCAUCUGUAAAGGCUUCCGUCUACUGAAUGGUCUGCAUUCAUCUCAAAAUGGCUGUUGGGAUUAUCUUAGUUGUUCUGCUGUAUGUUAUUUCAGUAGUUUCAUCAACACACCCGAAGAAGAAAACCGUCGUUGGAAUCAUCGGACAGCCCGUCCUUCUGCCCUGUGGUCGCUCCAAAUUGGCAACUCCCAACUACCCAACAAGAACCAGAAUAUACUGGCAAGAUUUAAUCCCCAGAGUGCUGCACGUUUUCAAAGAUGGAAACGAGGAGUAUGACCACCAACACCCUUUGUACAACAACAGAACAACAAUUAACACAGAUCAGUUGGCUUCUGGAAAUCUGUCACUCCUGCUCAACCCAGUCAUUGUCCGAGACAAUCGCCUGACCUGCGAUGUUAUUCUAAUAAUCAAUGGCGCAACAUCAAAAGAGUGCCAAAUCACUGUCAAUGUAACAGCGAGUUACCAAAAGCCCAAGCUGACAUUAAACGUCACAGACAUGACGCUUGUGUGCAGCACCCACGGAGGCUUCCCUGAAUACCAGGUGACAUGGAGGACCCAUAACCGUACUCUGGAGCGUCACAAGGCUGUCAACAAGACCACCCAGGAUCCUGGAACAGGAACGUACAACAUCAGUAGUCGAGUGAAUGUGACAGAGGGACAACAUAUAACCUGCAGUAUCUACAACCCCAUCCUCAAUGAGACCCAGAGUAGCUUUAUCGUCAUACAAGCCUCCAAAGAGGAAAACCAUUUACUGAAAUGUAUCCUGCUGGCAGUUUGCCCAUUGGUCAUGUUGUUGAUUGCGGUCAUUCUCUGUUUAAAAUACCCCAACUUCAGGAAGCCAUGGAGGAAGAUGAUCCAUUGCUGUCCUGAACCUGAACCUGAAAACACUGCAGAAGAACCAGAAAUUGCAGAAUUGAAUCCACAACAUUAGAAAUCAACUCCCAGAAUCCUCCAGUGGUGAGGAAGACGACAAGUUACUGCGUUGCUGGUGCAUACGGCUGGACAAAACGAGGACAUUGGUACUGUAAAACAAUUGAGAGCCGUACUGCUACCAGUAAUCUUCCAUUGAAGCUGAUAUAUGAUGCCAGUGAUCGAGGUCCAAUAUCCAGCGUUUAGGUCCAGGUGUUUAUACAAAAUAAUUGACUAAAUGUAAGGAGAGAUCAAAUUGAGAUGCUAAGAUAUAUGAAACACUUGAAGAAAUGAACCCAGACACAGAUACAGUCAAUAUCAAACUGGACACACAAGAGGUGUUGUUGAACAGUGAACCUGUCACUGAAUCUGAAUGUGUUGCGUUAUAAGGAAAGUGGUUUUGUCAUAAUGUGUUUUAGUAUUGUCUAUAUGUCCCAACAUAUCAUAGACAAUGAAGAAAGAAACAAUCACACCUCAUUCAAACUUAGACAGGUACGGAUAGAGAUCACAGGAGGUUGGUGGCACCUUUUAUUGGGGAGGACGGCCUCGUGGUAAUGGCUGGAGCGGAAUCAGUGGAAUGGUAUCAAUUAUAUCAAACACAUGGUUUGAUGCCAUUCCAUUCGCUAAGGUCCAGACAUUAUUAUGAGACGUCCUCCCCUCAACAGCCUCCACUGGUAGAGAUUCAGGUACUUUCUGUAUCUAACUUGCAAGUCUGUCGUUCAUCGCUGUAGUGAAUGUCAUGUCUCACUGUAUUUUUAUGGCUGAGUUAAUGUCAUGUCUCACUGUAUUUUAUGGCCGAGUGAAUGUCAUGUCUCACUGUAUUUCAUGGCUGAGUGAAUGUCAUGUCUCACCGUAUUUUUAUGGCUGAGUUAAUGUCAUGUCUCACUGUAUUUUAUGGCCGAGUUAAUGUCAUGUCUCACUGUAUUUUAUGGCCGAGUGAAUGUCAUGUCUCACUGUAUUUUAUGGCCGAGUGAAUGUCAUGUCUCACUGUAUUUUAUGGCUGAGUGAAUGUCCUAUCUCACUGUAUUUUAUGGCUGAGUGAAUGUCAUGUCUCACUGUAUUUUUAUGGCUGAGUGAAUGUCAUGUCUCACCGUAUUUUUAUGGCUGAGUGAAUGUCAUGUCUCACUGUAUUUUUAUGGCCGAGUGAAUGUCAUGUCUCACUGUAUUUUAUGGCCGAGUGAAUGUCAUGUCUCACUGUAUUUUAUGGCUGAGUGAAUGUCAUGUCUCGUUGAUGGAAGCUGUUACAGUGCCUAUAGAAAGUUGACACUCCCCUUAGAUUUUUUCACAUUCCGUUGCUUUACAAAGCCUGCUCGCCUCUACAGGAUUGGUUGGUCCCCCUCGGGACGGUUGAGCUAACGUAGGCUAGUGCGAUUAGCAUGAGGUUGUAAGUAACAAGAACAUUUUCCAGGAAAUAGAUAUAUCUGAUAUUGGCAGAAAGCUUAAAUUCUAGUUAAUCUAACUGCACUGUCACAUUACAAAGCCUGCUAGCUAAAAAAGUUACCUCACAAUGAAAGAUAAAUGAUUAUAGAAUAUAAUUAUAGAAUUAUAGAAUAUAACUAUGUGAACUCCAGAGCGCUGGCCGCUUGCGGGUUACCCUAUGCUACACUCAGUUAGAUCAGGCUACUCAACGUGUUUUAUAGAGUUUUUAUUUGUUUUGUCUUUUUUUUUUUUUGGAGGGGGUUUACAGGAACAAUAUAUAUUUCAAUUAAUAUAUUCUGUGUAUAUAACAUGUACCUGUGGGCUGCCACCCAAAUGAAAAACUAAAGUAAGAAAUACAUACAGAGAAACGAUCAUAUUGAUCAAGAAAUAUUUUGUAAAAGUAUAAUUGAUAUGUAAAUAAACAAAACCUGCAACCCUGCAUACCUCUUUCUGCCCCUCCCACCCACCACUUUUCUCCUAAGCCCCUCCCUCCUCUACUAGUCCCCUGAACAUUUUAUUGAUUGAUUUCACCUUUAUUUAACCAGGUAGGCAAGUUGAGAACAAGUUCUCAUUUACAAUUGCGACCUGGCCAAGAUAAAGCAAAGCAGUUUGACACACACAACAA
Salvelinus fontinalis (brook trout) is the source of this 3187-nucleotide messenger RNA. RefSeq names its product CD276 antigen-like. The record is from RefSeq and is a predicted model, not a curated record. Gene Ontology annotation, cellular component: external side of plasma membrane. Bases 263 to 1165 code for a protein of 300 amino acids. Gene Ontology annotation, biological process: cellular response to lipopolysaccharide; T cell costimulation; cell surface receptor signaling pathway. Lineage: Eukaryota; Metazoa; Chordata; Actinopteri; Salmoniformes; Salmonidae. The transcript has 7 exons.